Messenger RNA from Dermacentor silvarum, 3199 nucleotides. RefSeq lists its product as uncharacterized. The record is from RefSeq and is a predicted model, not a curated record. NCBI's taxonomy places the organism in Eukaryota, Metazoa, Arthropoda, Arachnida, Ixodida, Ixodidae. The transcript is spliced from 8 exons. Bases 422 to 2260 code for a protein of 612 amino acids. Gene Ontology annotation, biological process: superoxide metabolic process. Gene Ontology annotation, molecular function: metal ion binding.
AAGUGCACCGGUGGCACCCAUAUUUAUUUCUUACAACUAAACUAAAUUAAACUGAAGCUAGCUAAACUAAACUAAAAAUACGAGCUGUCUGACGUUGACGCUGAGCGUAACCGUGUUUAACAUUGGUCAGUGUUGUUUGUAUACUUUAGCCAUCGUCGACCGUAUGGAGCGUUCGUGUCAAACACGCCACCAAUACCCAGCCGAGGGAGCCUCGACUCUUUUUGCAGUGGUCAUGCGCGGACUCUGACUGCCUGUGUACGUCUUCGGUGCGACUUGCAUCCUCGGAGCUAUCGUCUUUCUUGCUACGGACGUCGACCGUGGAGUCAGCAUAGAUGCGGGCGACAUCGCCGGCUUUCGUUUCCGAGAUGCUGCAGCGCAAGCUGGCGGACUGCAAGCACACGCGUUGACCGGAUGCCUCGCCAUGCAUCGAAAGUCGCUCCUGUUUGUACUUGUGGUCGGAGCGUCCAUGGAAGUUGCGCUGGGCGCGACCACGGCCCUGGCAGCGGUGUUCAACUCGGCCGGUGUUCGGGGCAGCGUUGACGUGGAGCCUUUGGCAGCCGCGGCGCACGGCGUCUCGGUGCGCGCCUCGCUGGUGGGCGGCCAACCGCGCGAGACCUUCCGCUGGGCGGUGCACCGGCUGCCGCCCAGGCACGACUCCUCCGCACCGUGCGCCAACGACUGGAUCGGCGAGCCGAUCCAGGACCUGACCGGUGAGUUCGGCCAACUAACCUCGGAACAGGAGACGCGUCUCGCGACCAAGACGCCACUUCCUGUGGAGCCCCGACAAUGGGCAGGCCGCGCCCUGGUGCUACACAGCGUCCAGACGGGCCGCACGGCGUGCGCCGCGCUGCAGCCGCCGGGCGCUCCGGUCACUACGUACGCCGCUCGGUUCACGGGGCCUCCCGUGGCCGGUACGCUCUUUGUGCGACGGUGGCCCAGUUUCGGCACCGUCUACGCCGAGCUGCACUGGACCAACGGAACGCGCCGUGACGCCCAGGUGCGGUGGUCCAUUCAUACAAGGAAGCAGGACCAGCCGACACGUCUUCAGCAGCCGCCUCCCGGAGCUCCAACAGCAGACCUCACGCACGUAACGCCUCCAAACGUCCCUAAGCCGCCUACGGUAGAGCCCUGUUACACGCCGCCAGACUCCUGUUCCCAGGUCAGCGUGGGCAAGCGGCCGGGAAAUGUGGGAACGAGGACGUACCACGUUCUAGAGGGCGUUCCUCCUGCUCUCGAUACAUGCGGCGGAGGCGACAGUGCGUCGGGGAGUCAACUGGUGGCAACCCUGGUGGACGUGGCAACGGCGCAGCCAAUGGCCGCGGCAGUGCUGCACGAGUGGAGGUCGCGGCACGCAGUGGCCGACUUGGGAGUGCGCCACGGAAAGCUCAUCUUCCACCAGCCGUCACCGUUCGAGCCGACGCUGUCCAUCGUACAGUUGGAGAAUCUUGACUACGUCGCGUCAAAGCUGCUCAUUGGACCAAUUUCCAUUGGCACCGCAGACAAACAGUGUCCGGGACCGGCUGCGCCCUACAACCCGGCCAAGGUCGAGCACACGGCCAGUCCACCGGAGGGCCACGGCACGACCGACCAGUUCCCCGUGGGCGACCUGAGCGGCAAGUACGGUCCGGUGGCGGGACACCGUGCCGUCUACUGGCACCUGCUCGACCCGACGCUGCCUCUGUCGGGGCACGAGAGCGUCGUGGGCCGCAUGCUGCUUGUGCGCGGUUCGGACGGCCGACCCCUGGUGUGCGCCAACCUGCUGCCGGUGUCCGCCAGGCCCCUGCUGCGAGUACGGGCCACGCUUGAAGGGCCACUCAGGGGAUCUAUCACCAUCACGCGCGCCGACCACGCCGAGGACCCGCUGGGCGACGCGUACGUGGACCUGGGACUGUGUUGGCAGGAUGGCCGCAACGGCAGCGUGGACCACAAUUGGCACUUGCACUCCGUACCGCUGGCGUCGGGCUCGUUCGACUGCGCAGCCACCAAGGGUCACUACAACCCGCACCGCGUGGACACGGGACCAGCGUACGGCUGCGAGUGCACGACCCACGCACCGCUACGGUGUGAGGCGGGUGACUUAGCCGGCCGACAGGGCGUCGUCUCCAUACCGGACUGUCGCACGGGACUGGCCAGGUACCACUUUGCAGACUCGCACGUGGCACUGUCUGGCCCAACGAGCGUCAUUGGGCUUCCAGUUGUAUUUCAUGAGUCACACUUCAGGAUGCCUCGUGUUGCCUGUGCAAACCUUAAGCCCCUAUAGAAUGUUUUGCUAUAAAGCUUGCUAUAGAAAAGAAAGAUUGCAUUAAAUAGCUUCAAAGCACCACAUAUAAUGAAACAUUCAAGUGUCCCACUUCUAAAGGGUAUUUAGAGGUAUACCAGACCAAUGGUCAAGAAAUGUCAUGAACUUUGCAGCAGCAAGUUCCCGUCUACAUUCGUGCUAAGCCCUUUGCACUUCUUAAUAGUUCUUCAAUCAUUCCAUAAAGCACAGACAGUUUCCAAAAAGAUACCUCAGAGUACCAGCAGCUUUCACUACCAAUGCUUUUUCACAAUUUUUCUUAUAUAAUGUAGCUGAUUCCGUAUAGCACGCCAGUCUAGAAGCCGGUCAGAGCCGACAACUUUGCUCCUGCUCUCGAUUGGUAGAAAAAGAUCGGCUUCCACUUUCCCCUUGCAAUCAUCUCUUUUAUCACAGUAAAACAUGCCACUUCAGCAUUGCCUGACUCCUGUCAUGUUUCAAUGGCGUCGUUAAUGACGAAUGUCGAUGCUAUGAGGAUAGCAUUAUCUCUGGCUCUCACCUGCAUGCUCAUGUCUACAAACAAGUUGAAACUGUACUACCAGCACAGAAGUCGUGCUGAUGGUCCUGGACACAACCCUAGCAACCUUGAAGUGGACUAGACGCAGUUACAACGCUUCUCACAUGCCAUUAUUUUGGUCAAAACAAAACUACAACAAUUGGUGUACAAUGUCUGCCUAACAUUGCCCUAUAUAAAAAGCGUGCUAGGAAUCACUCAUAUGCAUGAAAGUAGCCUACAGCUAUUUUACUGGAUUGAAAAAUAUUAUCAAAUGACUUCUCAACGACUGUUGCAUAACAAGUUACUUCGCGCUUCACAUUAAACAGAUAGAUAGGAGGCCCACUAAUGUGCAUACUGCUAUACUAGGAAAUUGCUGAGUGCUGUAUGUUGCUUAGGUAAGAGAAGCAGAC